AACCAAAAACCACCUAUGCUUGGAGAGCCUAUUUAUAUACUCUUUAACGAAAGAAAACUCAUCUCAGUGAUAAGUGUGAAAAGUGUGAAAAAUGGAGUUGACGUGUGCUCUGCUCCUGCGCACAGCACGUUUGUUGCUACACAGUACCGAUUUCUGCACAUGGAAGGGCUCGAAAAGGAGAAACAGAGCUGACCACGUAAGCGCAUCGACCAAAUUUAGUAUGGCGAUGAGACUGGAAUGGAGGGCGUGUAGCACAAAUAAAGCGGCCCUGACCAAGCGCUUCCAAAAUGGAAGAGAAAAGCACUUGAAAUAAUCGAAAAAUCAUUGAAAUGAAAGAAGUGAAAUGGAGUAGAGAUAAAGAUAAUAGAAUUAGUAAACUAUAAAAGUACGCUAAG
Ascoidea rubescens DSM 1968 is the source of this 395-nucleotide messenger RNA. RefSeq lists its product as uncharacterized. The record is from RefSeq and is a predicted model, not a curated record. The transcript has a single exon. NCBI's taxonomy places the organism in Eukaryota, Fungi, Ascomycota, Saccharomycetes, Ascoideales, Ascoideaceae. Bases 92 to 313 code for a protein of 73 amino acids.